AGCGCGAGAGAAAGCCCGGGAGAGAGCGAGAGAGGGAGAAAGGGAAGAUGAUGGCAAAGAAGCCCCCCAAGCCGGCUCCUCGACGGAUCUUUCAGGAGAGAUUGAGGAUCACGUCUCUGCCCCUCUAUUUCCAAGGUUUUCUAGACAUCAGGCGUACGAAGCACGAGCAGGAAUUCACACAAUAUUGGACGGAACUCAGGGGCACCACACUUUUCUUUUACGUGGAUAAGAAAAGCACCAUGUACGUGGAGAAGGUAGACCUGGCGGCCCUGGCCUGCCUCCGUGACCGGGAGUCCGGUGGGAAGCGUCCGGCCGAGUUCCACCUGGUGCUGGCCGACGAGGAAGUAGAGGUGAAGGCGGAAAACUCCGAAAGCCAGGAGGAGUGGAGGGGGUUUAUCCGGACGGUCACUGAGCUGUCCCUUCCUCAGCUGUCCCUGCCCCCGGGACAGAUGAUCCGACUGCAGGAAGUGCUGCAGAGGGAGAAGAAAAGAAGAAGCGAGGCGAGGCAGACCCCGGACCCUCCGGAGGCCGGAGAGAAGUCGCCCUCCGAAGACUACAGCGAUGUAGAGAACCCGAAGCCCGGGUGCUUCUAUGCCGUGACCCGGAAAGAAGCCGUGGAAAUGCUGGAGCAGAAUCCUUCUUCCGGAAACAUGAUCCUGAGGCCUGGGAGUGACGGCGGGAACUUCUCCAUCACCAUCCGCCACGAGACAGACACUCAAAACAUUAAGCACUACAGAGUGAGAAGAACGGGGAGCAGUUACACGAUCGAUCUGGAAAAACCGGUGACGCUCCCCAAUCUGUUCAGCGUGGUGGACUAUUUUAGGACGGAAACGAGAGGACUCCUGAGGCCGUUUAUAUAUCGAAGCGCGGAGGCUCCGGGCUCCGUCUCGACAAAGAGCCCGCCGGAGGCCCGGGAAAACACGCUCACGCCUUUAGCUGAAAUGUCAUCUCAUCCCCAGGAGAACGAUUACACCGACGCCCCGACCAGAGCUCCGUCCCCCGCGGGCAGGAAGAGGAGAGGAAACAGAGCUGCCCGAGCAGUUCUAGGGUGAGAGCCGCCAGCAACGAAUGGGGAGGCUGGAGCUCGCGAGGGAAGGCUCCCACCGGGCCCGGGCGGACGGAACCUCGCGCCCCCGAUCGAAGACGAGCCCGUCCCGAACGGGCCGGUCGCCACCGUCCGGAGCUCUGCCUUCCUCGCCCGGGAGAACGUCCAGCGGCCCCUGGAAAAACGGCUGGCUCCAGCCGGGGGUUCGGGGUCACGGGUGCGGCCGCCGGGCGUCCCCUCUGUCACCCUCCUGUGGGGGUUGGGGGUCCCCCACCGGGCCGACGCCUCCGGGCCGUGACGGAAGCAGAGGUCGGCGCAACGCCCCCUCGGAGGUUUCCGCUGGCCCCGAGCCGGAGGGAGGCGUGUUUCCUGAAGACCGCUCGAGCCCCAGACGCUCCCGGGGAGCUGAGACCUGGGACGUCGACCCGGGAACCGUCGCCCCGGUUCAGAAAGGCCGGGCGCCUCGCUGUCUUUUCCGUUCACCCUUUGAACUGGCUUCACCGGAGGCGCUUUUCUGGAUCUCUUCGGUUUACUGGCUGCGAAGAUAUCCCCUCCCAAACGAGUCCCGUCCAGCUUUCGCCUCUUGCGAGCACGGGCCGGCCCGACGGCUCCCCUUGGUUCCCCACCCGUCCCGCAACUCCUGGCGGGCGGGUUCGCCCCGGCUGAGAUGUCUCUCGGUGUCCUCUGCACCUUCCGCUCCCUCAUCCUACGGGUCUCCGCUUUCUCCUCUUCUCCUCCCACCCUUCCGCUCCCCCUACGUUGCGGGCAGGGAACGCGUCUACCGACUCUGCCGUA
Molecule: messenger RNA, 1840 nt
Organism: Ornithorhynchus anatinus (platypus)
Lineage: Eukaryota; Metazoa; Chordata; Mammalia; Monotremata; Ornithorhynchidae
Gene: STAP1
Product: signal transducing adaptor family member 1
Exons: 11
Coding region: 48-1052 (334 amino acids)
Biological process (GO): cell surface receptor protein tyrosine kinase signaling pathway; positive regulation of B cell receptor signaling pathway
Molecular function (GO): protein kinase binding; signaling adaptor activity
Source: RefSeq, a predicted model, not a curated record